Perognathus longimembris pacificus (Pacific pocket mouse) is the source of this 420-nucleotide messenger RNA. It is a transcript of the gene Ghrh, whose product is annotated as growth hormone releasing hormone. The coding region runs from base 1 to 420 and encodes 139 amino acids. The transcript has 3 exons. The record is from RefSeq and is a predicted model, not a curated record. Gene Ontology annotation, biological process: positive regulation of cell population proliferation; positive regulation of multicellular organism growth; adenylate cyclase-activating G protein-coupled receptor signaling pathway. Gene Ontology annotation, cellular component: perikaryon; extracellular region; terminal bouton. NCBI's taxonomy places the organism in Eukaryota, Metazoa, Chordata, Mammalia, Rodentia, Heteromyidae. Gene Ontology annotation, molecular function: peptide hormone receptor binding; growth hormone-releasing hormone receptor binding; growth hormone-releasing hormone activity.
AUGCCACUUUGGGUGUUUUUCAUUGUGAUCCUGGCCCUCAGCGGCAGCUCCCACUGUUCGCCGACCCCCUCCCUGCCCCUCAGGAUGCGGCGCUACGCAGACGCCAUCUUCAGCAACAGCUACCGGAAGGUGCUGGGCCAGUUGUCUGCCCGGAAGUUGCUCCAGGACAUCAUGAACAGGCAGCAGGGAGAGAAGAACCAGGGGCAAGGAGCAAAGCUGCGGCCCGGCCGGCAGCUGGACUACAUACGGGCAGAUCAAAAGCAGGUGGCGUUCGAGAGCAUCCUGGAGGCCCUACUGCAGAAGCACAGGUUGUGUGUGUGUGUGUGUGUGUGUGUGUGUGUGUGUGUGUGUGUGUGUGGACAGGAAAGGAUCUUUCCUUCUCCACAAGUCUGCAGCUUUGCCAUAGAAACACAGAAAUGA